GGGGAUGGUGGCUGGGAAGCUGGCGUCAACCCGAGUGGAGUGUCCUUAGCCAUCAUCUGUUGAAGUCCCAAAAAUCCCCAAUUGGACAUCUAGAGCACCUACCUGUUCCUUCUGAGUCUUGAAUUGGAAGUUAGCAACACUCUCUGAGACCUGAAAGGGAAAUAAAUGAUAUUGCCUCCUGCAGACAGGACUCUAAGAAAGGAAGGAUUGCUGUGACUUCGACUUACCAUCCAGAACGCACUCCUUCCUUUCAACUCUGCCUGCAGUUGAACACAAAGACCUGGAGGAAACUCCCACAUCCUCGGGGAGAAGAAAGGAGGCGGCGAAGCCGAUUAAGGAACUUGUGGCCUUUUUGUACCCGGGCUGCCUGGAAGGGGGAAAGUGAGUGAAAGCCACAGUGGUGGUUAAUGGGCUGAGAUGAGGCGCUGCUGCUGACACGCAGGUUCCAGGGUCCAUCAGCUGCCCUUUGUGCUUCGUGUACAUGUGUCUGUUCAGUGCCCCCGGAGGCGCCCAGAAGAGAAUCCAACACGGCCGCCGGGGAGAGACCACCCACCAUGCCCACGGAGACCCUACAGACAGGUAGCAUGGUGAAGCCGGUCAGCCCUGCGGGCACCUUCACCUCCGCGGUGCCCCUGCGCAUCCUCAACAAGGGGCCGGACUACUUCCGCAGGCAGGCCGAGCCCAACCCCAAAAGACUCAGCGCGGUGGAGAGACUGGAAGCCGAUAAGGCCAAGUAUGUCAAGAGCCAGGAGGUCAUCAACGCCAAGCAGGAGCCCGUGAAGCCGGCCGUGCUGGCCAAGCCCCCCGUGUGCCCCGGCGCCAAGCGCGCACUGGGCAGCCCCACGCUCAGAGUGUUCGGACCCAACGCCAAGACCGAGAGCGGCGUGCACAGGGAGACCCUGAAGCUCGAGAUCCUGAAGAACAUCAUCAACAGCUCCGAAGGCUCCAGCUCAGGCUCGGGGCACAAGCACAGCUCCCGAAACUGGCCGCCGCACAGGCCAGACGCCACCGACCUGCACCGACACUCCUUUGCUGAGUCCCUGAAGGUCUACCCGACGCAGGGCCGCGGCAGCCCGCAGGAGAGCAGCUCCCACGUGGGCAGGAGGCUGCUGGAGCAGACGGCCGAGUCCUUCCUCCACGUCUCCCACAGCUCCUCGGACAUCCGCAAAGUGACCAGUGUGAAGCCCCUAAAAGCGAUCCCCUGCAGUAGCUCCGCACCUCCCUUGCCUCCCAAACCCAAGGUCACUGCCAUUGUCACCAUGAAGUCCCCCGACGUCGACCCUGUGGAGCCAGCUUGCGGAGUCAGCCGAAGACCCUCUCUCCAGCGGUCUAAGUCAGACUUGAGUGACAGAUAUUUCCGGGUGGACGCAGACGUGGAGCGGUUCUUCAACUACUGCGGACUGGACCCUGAAGAGCUGGAAAACCUUGGAAUGGAAAACUUUGCAAGGGCUAAUUCUGACAUCAUCUCCCUCAACUUCCGCAGUGCAAGCAUGAUCAGCUCAGACUGUGAACAGUCUCAGGACAGUAACAGUGACCUUAGAAAUGAUGACAGUGCCAAUGAUCGGGUGCCAUAUGGCAUUUCUGCGAUCGAAAGAAAUGCUAGGAUCAUCAAGUGGUUAUAUAGCAUCAAACAAGCUAGAGAGUCGCAGAAGGUCUCCCACGUGUAAGAGAAAGUGCGUGCAAAGGAGGGAGGGGUGGGUCUCUGUCUGUGCAUCGCAGUUGUGAAGGUUGUGAGGUCUCCUUGAAGUGUUGUGAGCUUCUCCACUCUCUUUGUGUUGCUUGUUGUGCAAUGUUUUCAAGUUGCAUGCCUGUCAACAUGGGGACUGACCUGGCAUCCACGUCAACCAUCGCUGCAGAGCCUGGCUGAACACGUCAUCUGCCAAAAGUUUUUCAGGCCAGAAUCUGAUUAGGGCUUUGAUCUGAAGCAAAACUGUUUACACGAAAUGGUAUACAACUUCUUCAAUAUUUAUGUGGCUCUUGUGUUUUAUAUCCUGCGCUAUUGUGUCUUAAUUAAAAGUUUUAUCAACUGGC
Molossus molossus (Pallas's mastiff bat) is the source of this 2031-nucleotide messenger RNA. RefSeq names its product family with sequence similarity 110 member B (gene FAM110B). The transcript is spliced from 4 exons. The record is from RefSeq and is a predicted model, not a curated record. Bases 555 to 1667 code for a protein of 370 amino acids. Lineage: Eukaryota; Metazoa; Chordata; Mammalia; Chiroptera; Molossidae.